Messenger RNA from Zophobas morio, 1157 nucleotides. Its product is annotated as zinc finger protein 90-like. The record is from RefSeq and is a predicted model, not a curated record. Gene Ontology annotation, cellular component: nucleus. Gene Ontology annotation, biological process: regulation of gene expression. NCBI's taxonomy places the organism in Eukaryota, Metazoa, Arthropoda, Insecta, Coleoptera, Tenebrionidae. Bases 1 to 1143 code for a protein of 380 amino acids. The transcript is spliced from 3 exons.
AUGUCAAUAAAGGUGAUUUCGCAAAAUCAGCGUGGACUUUUGUCGCCGACACGUUUUUUUGACAGGUUCAACCGGUGGCGGCACGCGGGUCUCCGCGAAAAGUACCCCCUCUUUAUCGAAUCAGACCCCAACACCAUGAAACGCGUUCGCUGCACGAUCUGCCGGCACCAGUUACCAAACCUAAAAACACUAAAAUCCCACUAUGUCACCAGACAUUCGAAAAUUCAAAUAAUCAAGGAACUCUUCAAAAGCAGCAUUUUGAGCGCCACUCCGGCCCUUCUGGCGAAGUCCAUCAGACGCAAAAUCCAGCAAAAGUACAAAACGGUGUAUCUGCACGACAAGGUGCAAAUUACUUACAGUAAUGAUACAAUAAUCAUUGAAGAUGGGAGCUCCGAUGAUAACUUGAUUGAAUUGACGUUCGACGACAACCAAAACCUAACUAUUCCGGUUUUAGAACAAGGAAGUGCUAAAGACAAAGCGGGACAAAGCAGACGCAAAUCCCGUAAGAAUAAAAAGAGUAAGAAGCUUUUCCGGAUUGGUAUCAAGAAAGUGACUGAAGUCCCUAAAUCGUUGCACGAACAAACGGGGGAGUUUUACGAGUGUCACUGUAUGGAGAAGGGUUCGCAGAAGACGUCGUCGGAUACUGAGUCAGGGUCUGAUUCAGGAAGAAUUUUCUAUUGUAAUUUUUGCGGUAAUGGGUAUCAAACUGUGGCUGAACUGACCCAGCACGAGAAUAUGCACCAGUACUACUGUAAAUUGUGUAACCUCAUUUUCAAUAUUCCGAACCACAGGGAGCACAUGGAUCAACACAUUGUGAGGAUUUAUGUCUGCCACUUGUGUGGGUUCGAGUUUAUUUGCAAAGACAUGUUGAUCGGGCACUUGGGGUACCAUUUUGAGCAGCAGACGUUCGAACACAUUUUAAACAUGGAGCAGGAUUAUAACAUGUAUGGGUUUUGCAAUACGAAUUUCGCGUCAGGCGAUUAUUAUUCCAAUAUUACUAAUAUUUUAUUUUUCUUGACGUAUCCAUAUGAUCAUUAUUACAGUCGGAACAUGUUCAUGAAAGUCGUUUGUGAUAUUUGUUACCAGGAGUUUUAUAUUUAUGACUACGAAAGACACAUGAAAAUUGCCCAUUUCGUGCGCUGAUUUGGUUUUGUAAA